AUGCCCUCAAUCAGCACAGGCCAAGUGGACAACGUGGCCCUGGAAGAGGACGACGCGCUGACCCAGACCCAGACCCCCAGCCAGGUGCAGCGCAACUUGGAGAGAGUCUCAGGGGUCUCUGUGGCUCCUGGGGGCCUGUUCUUCCCCCAGGGCAGCCCCCUCCCUUGGGGUAUUCUGAAGAAUCCCAUCAAAGACUGCAAAGAGGUCUACUCCGAGAUCACUAACCUAGCCAGCAGGACCCUCGGGCAGGUGACGCUCUUCUGGGGCAGUGCCAGAUCCCCAGUCCUCCGCAGAGAUCCCCAGGUGAGUGACGCCCCCCUUGUGCGUUGCAUGGACCAUCGCACGGCCAAGCUGGACUUCCUCAUCGUCCUCAGCUUCAUCUUCAUGAAGGGCAAUGGUGCUAAAGAGUGUAAGCCCCGCCCUUCCCUGUGGGCCCCGCCUCCUGACGGACAGGCUCUCUCUGCCCUUUCAGCUGAGGUGUGGGAGAUGUUGAAGAAACUGCAGGUUGAACCCAGAAAGAGACACGAGGUCUUUGGGGAUGUCAGGGAGUUGGUGACUGUGGAAUUUGUCCAGCAAAAGUACCUGGAGUACAGCCCCAUGCCCAACACGGACCCGGCCAAGUUCGAGUUCCAGUGUGGGGUGCGGGCCACCAAGGAGACCUCCAAGAUGCAGAUCCUACACUUGGUUGCCAAGAUCCAGAGCCAGGACCCCACUGCCUGGAAUGCGGCAGCUACAGAGGCCCUGUCCUGCAACACUAGUGCCCCUGCAGCCGCUGGUGGGGCCAGCCAGGGGGCACGCAGGAGGGGGCACGCAGGAGGGGGCACGCAGGAGGGGGCGCGCAGGAGGAAGCAGUCAGCCUCGUCCACUUCACCCAUCCACCCCACAGCGCCUUGUGAACCAGCGGCCCCGGGAGCAGGGGCCUCUGCCCACGCUGAGCCCAGCGCCCAAGGAUCCCCUGGGACACUGCCUUUGCCCUCCUGA
Chrysemys picta bellii (western painted turtle) is the source of this 981-nucleotide messenger RNA. Lineage: Eukaryota; Metazoa; Chordata; Testudines; Emydidae. The record is from RefSeq and is a predicted model, not a curated record.